CUUUAUUGCUUACUUAUACAUUUACACAUUUAUUUCAUGUUAUAUUUUUGAGUUCCCUUAAAUUUCUUCAAAAAAGUGUACACAAUAUAUUUAAUGUUGGUUUUCACUUGCAUUCAAUGACGAUGAUCAUCAUGUAUCAAACUCUGAGUUUUUUAGUCCUUUUGGUGCUUUUAUUUCCUAUAUUUUCUCUGUCUUAUGAAGCUAGAAAUCCUGAAGUAAUAGCUUUGAUUUCUAUUAAAAAUGGUUUAAAUGAUCCUCAUGGUGCUCUUAACAAUUGGGAUGAAGAUUCUGUUGACCCUUGUAGUUGGGCUAUGAUUACUUGUUCACCUGAUAAUCUUGUCACUGGCUUUGGAGCUCCAAGUCAAGGUUUAUCAGGAACAUUAACAGGAGUGUUUGCUAAUCUCACAAACCUCCGGCAAGUGUUAUUACAGAACAACAAUAUUUCGGGCCAAAUUCCGGCAGGGAUAGGUCACCUUCCAAAGCUACAAACAUUGGAUCUUUCAAACAAUAAGCUAACUGGUCACGUGCCAGGCACACUCAGUCUGUUGAAUGCCUUGCAAUAUCUAAGAUUGAAUAACAACAGCUUAUCUGGAGCCAUCCCUUUGUCUUUAGCUUCUGUUCCUCAACUUGCACUCUUAGAUUUGUCAUACAACAAUCUUAGUGGUCCUGUUCCCAAGUUUUCAGCCAGAACAUUCAAUAUUGUGGGUAAUUCUAUGAUUUGUGGAAGUCAUGCUAAUGAAGGUUGUUAUGGAUCAACUUUGCCCGAGCCUCUUUCGUUUGCGAUUGAUUCUUCAUCAGGGAAAAGUAAAUCGAAAAGAGUAGCGAUUGCUCUUGGAAUCAGUUUUGGUUGUCUUGCUCUUCUCAUCGCGUCGCUUGGAGUUCUUUUGUGGCAAAGAAGCAAAAACCAGAAGCAAAGCAUUCUUGAUAUCAAUGAUAUACCAGAGGAGGGUCUAAUGACUUUGGGCAACUUAAGAAGCUUCACUUUUAAAGAACUACAGUAUGCAACUGAUAAUUUCAGCUCAAAAAACAUUCUUGGAGCUGGAGGAUUUGGUAACGUUUAUAAAGGAAAAUUAGGAGAUGGGACAAUGGUGGCAGUAAAGCGUUUGAAAGAUAUUAACGGCACCGCUGGAGAAUCACAAUUUCGGACAGAAUUAGAGCUCAUAAGCUUAGCAGUUCAUCGGAAUUUGCUUCGCUUGAUCGGUUACUGUGCUACCCCGGUGGAGAGGCUGUUGGUUUACCCUUUCAUGUCUAAUGGAAGUGUAGCUUCAAGGCUUAAAGGCAAGCCAUCGUUGGACUGGAAUGCUCGAAAAAGAAUUGCAAUUGGAGCUGCACGUGGCUUAUUGUAUCUACACGAACAAUGUGACCCAAAGAUAAUCCACCGAGACGUGAAAGCAGCUAAUGUUCUUUUAGAUGAGUUCUAUGAGGCUGUGGUGGGUGACUUUGGGCUGGCUAAACUUCUUGACCAUGCUGACUCACAUGUCACCACAGAGGUUCGUGGUACCGUGGGCCACAUUGCACCUGAAUAUCUCUCUACCGGCCAGUCUUCUGAGAAAACCGACGUGUUUGGUUUUGGGAUAUUGUUGUUGGAACUUAUAACAGGAAUGAGGGCUUUUGAGUUUGGGAAAACAGUUAAUCAGAAAGGUGCAAUGCUUGAAUGGGUGAAAAAGGCACACCAAGAUAAGAAGGUCGAACUUUUAGCUGACAAAGAGCUCGGGACCAACUAUGAUCAAAUCGACGUGGGGGAAAUGCUUCAAGUAGCCUUACUUUGUACUCAAUACACCCCGGCCCACAGACCACGGAUGUCAGAGGUGGUUAGAAUGCUCGAGGGGGACGGUCUAGCCGAAAAAUGGGCAGCAACACAUAACCAUAUAAAUCCCAACAACAUAAGAAAGAAUGGUGGGAUGCUCCAAAAACUUGAUGACAAUGAUGAUGACUAUACAUCAAGCAUGCUUGGAGUGAUGUUGAUGGAUGAUGACCAUGAUUCACAUGCCAUGGAGCUCUCUGGUCCUAGAUGAUAUAAUGUUACAUACCCAAAUAGGUAUAUUAACUUAUUAAGAAAGAAAUGAUACAUUUGCUAGUUAAUUAGUUUCAUUUUGAUUUUUUAAUAUUUUUUAGUAUUAAAUUAAUCUGAAGAUGUGGAUGUAUAUCUUGGUAAAUAUGGUUUUACUUUAGUAUUCAGAACUUGUCUCACUUGUAGAAAAAGAAUAUUAAUAUCUAUGUCAAGGUAUGGUAUUGGUUGGA
Molecule: messenger RNA, 2241 nt
Organism: Erigeron canadensis
Lineage: Eukaryota; Viridiplantae; Streptophyta; Magnoliopsida; Asterales; Asteraceae
Product: probable LRR receptor-like serine/threonine-protein kinase At4g30520
Exons: 11
Coding region: 117-2015 (632 amino acids)
Biological process (GO): protein phosphorylation
Molecular function (GO): protein binding; protein kinase activity; ATP binding
Source: RefSeq, a predicted model, not a curated record